UCUCUCUCUCUCUCUACUCUUACUUUAUCCACAAUUUUCUUUUGUUAGCUCUUUUUCCGGGGAAAAUCUGAUGAUCUCUGAAGACCGAUCUUGAUAUUUUUCGUGAUUUCUUUUAUCAUAUUUUUCAUAAUCAUACACUAACAAACUGCAGUCCUUGGAAGAAUUUAUUGCAGUGUUCAACUUCAAACCAAGAUAGUAGGGAGACUUGUAUAUAUACAUUUUGAUUCAGUCAAAACUUUCCAAUAUUUUCAUUCCCAUUUUUGCUACUCAUUGGAAGCCAUGCAAAUCUUGCAUUUCAUCAUCUCUUGACCUAUCAUAGCCACCGUAAACUGAAACACUAAAAAGGAUCAUCAAAUCAAGCAGCAGAGACACCAUCAUCAUCAACAAGCUGUCUGAAAAUGGAGAUGAUUUCCACAGAAAACAACCCGAAUAUUAUCUACCCGAGCCUCAUAGUUACCAACAACAUCAGCAGGAGCACCGCAACCAAGCCUCCAAUGACCGCUCCGAGUCGCUACGAGAACCAAAAGCGAAGAGAUUGGAACACAUUCUGCCAAUACCUGAGAAACCAUAGGCCUCCAUUGUCACUCUCAACGUGUAGUGGAGCUCAUGUCCUCGAGUUCCUUAGGUAUCUGGAUCAAUUCGGCAAGACCAAAGUCCAUAACCAGACUUGCCCUUUCUUCGGCCUCUCGAACUCUCCCGGUCCUUGCCCUUGUCCCCUUAGACAAGCCUGGGGAAGCCUCGAUGCGCUCAUAGGUCGACUCCGGGCUGCUUAUGAGGAGCAUGGAUGUGUUCCUGAAAUGAACCCUUUCGGAGCUCGAGCUGUUAGGGUUUUCUUAAGGGAGGUUAAGGAGUUUCAGUCCAAAGCAAGAGGAGUUAGCUAUGAGAAAAAGAGAAAGAGAGCUAAGCAGAAUGUUGCUGCGUUGCCGUCAGCUCCGCCGCCGGCGACAGUUGACGACAAGUAAGUAGCAAACUAAAGAUAUUUAAUAUCUUAACG
Hibiscus syriacus is the source of this 994-nucleotide messenger RNA. Its product is annotated as protein LIGHT-DEPENDENT SHORT HYPOCOTYLS 1-like. Bases 399 to 962 code for a protein of 187 amino acids. Gene Ontology annotation, biological process: mRNA transcription; response to light stimulus. Lineage: Eukaryota; Viridiplantae; Streptophyta; Magnoliopsida; Malvales; Malvaceae. The transcript has a single exon. Gene Ontology annotation, cellular component: nucleus. The record is from RefSeq and is a predicted model, not a curated record.